Molecule: messenger RNA, 1058 nt
Organism: Bactrocera oleae (olive fruit fly)
Lineage: Eukaryota; Metazoa; Arthropoda; Insecta; Diptera; Tephritidae
Product: zinc finger protein 593 homolog
Molecular function (GO): nucleic acid binding; zinc ion binding
Source: RefSeq, a predicted model, not a curated record
UGACAAUGGAAAACUCACAUAACCAAUCACUUGUGUGCUCUUCGACCGAUUGACAACUUUGGUGCGCUGAGCUCCACCAGCCCACCAACAGAGAGCGCACAAUUCACAGAGUGACCAGCUGUUGACUGAAAUGCAUAAUAAGCCGAGUCUAUUGUGAAUGACAAAUGUGUGGUUUCAUAUCAUGUGAGGUAGCUCGUGAAUAUGUACAAUUUGAAAACAAUUAUAAUACAAAUAAUAGUAUUACAUAAUAAUAGAAGCAAUUUAACAAAUUUAUUGAUUAAUAUUAAGAGUAUUCGUAAUCGAACAUUUAUGCUAUUGCAAAUGCAAAGUGAGUAUGUCAGGUAAAGCAAACUGUCAAAAACAGAUGAUAGCGUUUUGUGUGUGUGUUGUAUAAAAACAAAACGCGUGUUCAUCUCAAAUCGCAAUUUAAUUGCCUAAGUACUGGUACAUUUUCAAUUUCUUCUCCUGUAAGUGUAAUAUCUGAAGAACACGCCUCAAAAUGGGUAUGGUACAGAAGCGUAAGAAAAUGCACUCCGGUGAUACGCACUUGCGAAGACGUUGGCGUGUACGCAGCAGACGGCGUGAUCUAGAUCAGAUUGAUGACGAUUUGCGUACGAAAUCCACAGAGCUCAUCAAUCAACAGGUGGAUCUUGAACAAACCGGUUUUGCACAAUUCUACUGUGUACACUGUGCCAAAUAUUUUAUCGACGAUCAUGCAAUGCAAGCACACUUUCGCACCAAAGUGCAUAAGCGGCGCAUGAAAGCUUUGGAAUUGGAACCGUAUACAGUUGAAGAAGCCGAACGUGCUGCUGGGCAAGGUAGUUACAAAGCGCCAAAAAAACGUGUAAUUGUGACACAGCCCACAAAGGAGGAAGUAAAAAAGGGCAAACGCAUACACUUGGCAGAGAAAUUGGAGGAGGAUGAAGCGCCUAAGUCUAAGAAAAAAGUGGAAAAAAUGCAAACAUGAGUUUUGGCAGCAAUUACAUUUCUAAAAAUUCUAAAAUUUACUUUCAAAAGCUAUUAAUAAAAAGAAAACUAGAAUAAGAAUUGUAACUAAA